AUGGAUUGUGUUCUAAAAUGCACAUGCCCGAAAAGUCCGAAUUUAAAUUCUUUACAACAUCCUUUACUAACAAAGCAGCAAAAUAUUUUAGAACAUACCGGACAAGAUUCAAGGUAUUUAAAUUGCAAAUCGGUAUGUGAUGCGAACACAAGUCCAGGCUUACGUUGCAUUCGAAGCCCGAAAAUUGAUCAGAAACAUGCUUGUGAAGAAAAUUUGCUCAAGGAUUUUAAUAAAAAUGUAAAUGAGAAUACGGAUAAAAAUCAGAGAUAUCAUGCAAAGCCGAAUCCAAGUCCUAGACGUUUAAUAUCAACAAGAAAUGCCGCUACGAGCCCCCAUUUGGAUAUGAGAAAAGUUCAAAGAAAUGAAUUGAAAACUAAAGAUGUGAGAAAAGAAAAAUAUAUUGAAAUGGGAAAUACUGAAGUUGCAAUAUCAUCCAAUCGCGCUUCCUUAGAAAAAUCUAAUUCUUUGGGUGAAUCAAAACCAAAUCGACAAUUAAGGACUACCAGAAGUUUGUCCCCUAGGCCCCCUGUUCGUCAUCAACAUGCCAUUAUGGUUUCAGAUGAAAAUGAUAUAGUUUCUGUAAAGGUUUCACCAAGUGAUGAUUAUGAGACUUCAUUAAAUAAUAAUCAUGAAAAUAAUAAUCCAAACAACAUAAUGAAUAAUAAUAUUGCUUCAGCAUCGAUUCCUCUCAAUAAAGCUUCAUUUCUAGAUCGUACUACUGAGAAAAUAGACAUAAAAAGGAAACAUAAAGCAAAAAGUGAACAAACAUCUCCAAACAUUUCCGAUUUUGACGGCAUAUUUACGUAUGAAUGUAAGGCAAAUAAUAAAAGUACAGGUUGCUUAAUAUAUGUUCCCUCAGACCCAUGGCUGAAGAUGCCCGAUUCUGAAAAUAGGAAUGACAUAAUUGUAUCAUCUUUGAGAAAACCAAAACUAAGUACAACAAAAAGUUCUAAAUUGUCGAAGGAAACACGCUCUCUAAGUCGUGGCAAUAUUGAUACGUCUGAUCCAUGGGUUUGGAGGAAAGAAUCUGAAAUUAUUAAUAAAAUAUCUACUAGUAAUAAUAAUAUUAAACGUUCUCCAAAACAAGAUGCAUAUCGUCAAUCAAAAUCGUUUUCAGUUACGAAAUUUGCUGAUUUUUCGAUAUCGGAUAAUAAUUUUACAAACACUAAUAAUAGACCAAAAUUACAACGAUGUAAAUCACCAUUUUUUACGGAAGACGAGUUUAAGCGGGCUCUUAACAAUAAAAUACCUCCACCACCUUCAUCGCCAACAUUUCUUAUAGCUCCACCAGAUAAUCAGUAUUCGUCUACAUCAAUAUAUAACUAUCCAUCGGUUCAACAAACAUCCCAACCUCAACCAACAUCACCAUCGGCAGUUAAUAAAUCUAAUCGAAAUAUUAUAUCGGCAAAUUGCUCACCUCGUAAGGAUUCUUCAUUAAGUUUUCAAUUGCAACAAAAUCAACCGCAACAACAUAAACAGCAGCAACAACAGCAAUCUCAGCAAAUUAAUAAAAGCUUAUUGAAUGUUUUUAAUCCGAACAUAAUGCAAGCAAGGCAUAGUUUUUCAUCAGGUUCUACUUUAUCAACACAAAAAGAUGACGAAUUACAGUUAAAUAUACGCCGUUUGAGUGAACAAAUUAAACAUAAUCAAAGCGGUAGUAACUCUGGUAUUGUUGGUAUCGGAAGUAGUGGCGGUGCUGAUUUCUCUGAUUAUUUAAAACAAUUUCGUUGUAGUGAAGCUAAAAAAGCAGCAGCCGAAUUAGCUGCAUUGCAGCAAUCAUCAACAAAUUCUAAUACAAUUACAUCAACGAUAAGUACUGCACCCUCAUCAUUAACUCAUGAACAAUCUGUAAUAAAAUCACCUAGAAAUACAACGAAAAAUUCUGAUCGGGUAUUAGAGACAACGUGUUAAAAUAAAUUAAAAUUUAUAUUGGAAGAAAAUAUAAUACAUAUAUCUAUACAUAAUAUUAUAUAUAUAUUUUAUUUUGUAUCUUUAAGCAACUUAAAAUAUUUUUUUUUUAAUUUAAUUAUAAGAAGAAAAGUAUUUAAACAAGGAAAAAAAACAAUUAAUGAAGAAAAAAGUGAAAAACGCAAAAAAAAAUUUACCGGAAAAUUGACUUAAUUAUUCUAUAAUUAUUAUUUUGUGAUAAUUUCUUUUACAUAUUAAUAUAUAUCUACGCAGAAUUUAUGUAUGAUUUGUUUAUAUAUUGUAAUAGUAGUUUCAUUUUGCGAAAUUUAAAUUUCAAGAAUUGCAGUUUAGCCGAGAGAUUUAUUAGAAAGUGCAUAUAAGUUAUAUUUUAUAGCAGUUUGUAAUGAAAUUAUUUUCAAAAAUAAUAAUUAUUGUUUAAAAAUAUAACAACGUAAAAUUUAAAUUGUGCAAUUUCAAUUUUUCCAGAAUAAAUUUAUAAAUUUAAUUUCAUUGUAUUGAAUUUUUAUUUCAUAGUAUUUAUAUAAUAAAACAAAAAAAUAAAAACAAUUAAUUAAACAUAUAUUUUUUUUUAAAUUUGCAUUAUGUUAUAAAACUUUGUAUCCAGUUCAAAAAAAUAUUGUAUUCGCAUUUAAUAAUUUAAUUGUAUACAUACGUAUAUACAUAUAUUAUAUUAAAAUACAUAAAAUAUUAAAACAGUUGUAUCGCUCAAUGUCUAUGUGUUCGCAAUAUUAUUAAAAAAGUAAAUAAUAUUCUAACUUUUUUAUUUAUUUGAAAUAAAAUUCGUCAAUUUUUCUAAUUUUCGUGCAAUCAUUCACUUAUAAUUCAAUUAAAUUUUUCUCUUGAGAUAUUUUGAACAUUUUGAGAGUAUUGACUGUAAGUUAAUUAUAUUUUAAGUAAGUUAAAUUUUUUAAAAAAAAAUUUUUAAGUAAUAUAAAUAUUUCAAAAUAAAAAUAAUUUCAUAUUAUCAUUAGAAUUUAUAACAUAUACACAUAUACAUAUAUAAAAAUACAAAAAAAAAAAAUAAAAUAUCAAUUAAGUUAAUUUUAGAAACAAUCAAUUACAAGUUUAAUUUAAAUUUCAUCAUAAAUAUAUUUUGCAAAAUCAAAAUAAAUUGUAAAAGAGAAUGUUAAAAUAACUUAAAAGCAAAUAAUAAAAUUAAAUAAAUUUUUAAAUUAUUUUACUUUUUAUUUUUAUUAUAAAAUUUUCAUAUAAAUACAUACCAAUAAUUAAAAUAUUAAAAAUAAAUGUGAAAGUAAAAAUACUUUAUUCAAAAGUAAAUAUAUUUUGUGCCAAGUUAAAUCUGAUUUAUUUUUAAUUACUACAAUCAAAUUAUAAUAAAAUUAAAAAAAAAAUAUAUAAAAAAAAAAGAAAUAUUAACUGAAAAAAAGUUAUUUCAAAAUUAAAAGAAAAUUAUAAGCGAAUGGAUACAAAGAAAGGAAGAAAUCCAAAACAAUUAGUUAUAAGUAAAAAAAAAAAAACUAUUUCAAAAUACGAAAAAGCUAUUUAACACACAAAAAAUAAAAAAAGUACCACA
Molecule: messenger RNA, 3463 nt
Organism: Condylostylus longicornis
Lineage: Eukaryota; Metazoa; Arthropoda; Insecta; Diptera; Dolichopodidae
Product: GATA zinc finger domain-containing protein 7
Exons: 1
Coding region: 1-1911 (636 amino acids)
Source: RefSeq, a predicted model, not a curated record